Malurus melanocephalus (red-backed fairy wren) is the source of this 1140-nucleotide messenger RNA. RefSeq names its product solute carrier organic anion transporter family member 2B1-like. Lineage: Eukaryota; Metazoa; Chordata; Aves; Passeriformes; Maluridae. Gene Ontology annotation, biological process: transmembrane transport; sodium-independent organic anion transport; bile acid and bile salt transport. Gene Ontology annotation, cellular component: membrane. The record is from RefSeq and is a predicted model, not a curated record. The transcript is spliced from 3 exons. Bases 598 to 1017 code for a protein of 139 amino acids. Gene Ontology annotation, molecular function: bile acid transmembrane transporter activity.
UAACUCAGCACAUCCAUCCAGCAGCACUCGGGGCUCCUUUGAGGCAGCUCUGUGUGAAUUUAGGAACUUGAAUUACCUUAAGCCACGGGGGAAUCUCUGCCUUAGUCCAUCAAUGACACAUCCAGGCACAUUUCCGUGGCCAAAACGCUCCMAAGAGCUGCUUUGAGGGAAAAGCUGGGCUUAAAAAUCCAUUUUUACCUUGACUCCCAGAGCUGUGUGUGCUCUCCAGGCAGCCAAAUGCCCCCCAUCCUUUUCCAGGUGUGACCCCAGCAGGAUGAAAUCCCGAUUUUGGAAAACUGGGGUGCCACCAGAACGGGCACUGGGGUUUCUCACCUCAGAAAAGCCUCUUCCUCAAUUGUAAAUCACUUGUUGGGUUACAAAAAGCCCCCCUUUGAUUGCUCCUGCUUUCCUCACGCAGAUUCCUCGGAUUAAAAUAAAAACCCUGCUUAGCUGAGCCCUCCCCAUCUCUGCUGAUUCUGGGUUUUCAGCCCCAGAAAGGCAGUGGUCUGUGCUUACCCUAAUGGAUGAACCCUCUUUUGUCUUUGCUGCCCUAAAUGGGAWUUCUGUGGGAUUUUUAGUGUGGGAUUUUUAGGACAAAUGAGUGAGGUGCCGUGCCAGGGAUUGGCAAAAGUCACGUUUUCCAUUUUGUUUUCCAGGAGCAUCCAGCCUGAAGACAAGUCGUUUGCUGUCGGGAUACAGUUCAUGCUGCUCAGAGUUUUAGCAUGGAUGCCGGGCCCGGUGCUGUAUGGCAGUGCCAUCGACACGUCCUGUGUGCUGUGGGAGCGGCGCUGCGGGCGCAGGGCRGCGUGCAGGUACUACGACAACACCCGCUUCAGGCACAGGUACCUGGGGCUGCAGUUCUUCUUCGAGGUGGGCGCUUUCCUGUGCUUCGGGGCCGUGUUGCUGAUCCUCAGGAGGCAGGAGAGGGAGGCCAGCAAGGCAGAGGAGACCAAGGCAGACCCCGAGAAGGAGAAGCUGGCGGGGAACUCCAGCAAGAGCCCGGAAUCCAAAGUGUGAAUUCCCUGGAGUGGGAAUGGUGGUGGUGUGGGGAGAUGCAACCCCAUAAAUCACCCCAUGGCCAAGCUGUGGGACUGUUGGACAGACUGGGGGCUGCUCCCUGAUCUCCAGGUGGGAUGGAUG